CACACGAUAGCACAACACGCGACGCGCCGUGGUAAAGCAUUGGUGUGACUUUGAUGGUGAGGCGCUACGAAUAGCGCGACUAGCGCUUUUGCUAUACCACACGAAGGAAUUUCGUCCGCUCUGACCCGCCGCGCUACCUCUGCCGCUGCGAGCUACAAUACCACCCGCCCCGAGCCGCCCCCUGGAGCAAUCGACUCAGCCGGACUUCAGCAAAACUGGGAUUUGGCAGCAUUGAAAUACAUGGAUCUAUUAUGCCUUCAUCAGAAAGCAGUCAACAGUCUAGGCAAAAGUUCUGGUGACACACACGACAGAAAGGUGUACGAUUUUUUAAGAGCUCCUAGGUUCGAGUACGUACGUUGUUUCCAAGACCAGGCCGAUGGCAACAUGAUGUCGAUGAAGAAGGUUAUGGAGACUCUCAAUUCCCCCUCGGGCAACGAUGAGCUCCUUCAUAAGACACAAGCGGCCUGCGACGAGGUCAGUCUUGAUCAGAACAGCGAAAAUCCGUACCUACGACUACCAUCCAAAGACAUAAUCGAUAGGUUUGCCGAACCCGCAAAAGUUCUUCCCGUAUCGAAGCGCUACUGUCCGGCAUGCUAUGCGCUUAUGCAGUAGGUUAAUGAGAACGCCAACGAAAAGAUUCUAUAUCCUGGAUACCAUGAGAACUGGUUCACGGCAGCCCUACCUCCUUGGCUUCCGCGAAAGGCUGGUAUGGCCGUUAUCAAGGCUGCUGAGACAAAGCUCGUGGAGAGGGUUGAGGAAUAUCUGAGAUCCGGCACUCCGAUUUCCAAUUCUAUCACAGGAACAUCACCCAUCACAUCUCACCGCGAAGUUGAUUUCGAGAGUUUUGGUCCUAAUGGCGUUCGAAUACCUGCGAACAAAAGGAAGCGCAGGAAGUUGGAAGAGGAACCAGAUGCUUCGAGUCCGACCAAGAGGCGUUAGGGGAUGUAGUUGUCAAGGAUGGCCAUGCAACAGCAAAGGGAUGUGGAGCUUGCAGAGAAAAAAGACUAAAGGUCUACGUAAAUUAGAAGGUCAAUAUCUUCAUAACUGGCCUGGACGAGGGACUCUUGUCUAACAAUCUCGUAUAGUAGACCCAUAACUUCCUGUUA
Boeremia exigua is the source of this 1106-nucleotide messenger RNA. RefSeq lists its product as uncharacterized. Lineage: Eukaryota; Fungi; Ascomycota; Dothideomycetes; Pleosporales; Didymellaceae. The record is from RefSeq and is a predicted model, not a curated record. Bases 241 to 612 code for a protein of 123 amino acids. The transcript has a single exon.